This is a messenger RNA of Hemibagrus wyckioides, 1621 nucleotides long. RefSeq names its product annexin A5a (gene anxa5a). The transcript has 13 exons. Gene Ontology annotation, molecular function: calcium-dependent phospholipid binding; calcium ion binding. Lineage: Eukaryota; Metazoa; Chordata; Actinopteri; Siluriformes; Bagridae. Bases 55 to 1005 code for a protein of 316 amino acids. Gene Ontology annotation, biological process: negative regulation of coagulation. Gene Ontology annotation, cellular component: cytoplasm. The record is from RefSeq and is a predicted model, not a curated record.
GGUGAGAGGGAGAACAACAGAUUUCACACCUCAGACAUCAUUGAAUCUUCUUUCAUGGCUUACAGAGGCAGUGUGAGACCCUUUGUGCACUUCAAUGCCAAGCAGGAUGCUGAUAUCUUACGAAAAGCCAUGAAAGGAAUCGGCACGGAUGAAGACACCAUCCUCAUGCUCUUACCUGCCCGGAACAAUGAGCAGAGGCAAGAGAUCAAGGCGGCUUAUAAGAAAGCGCAUGGAAAAGACCUAGUGAAAGACCUGAAGUCAGAGCUGGGAGGGAAGUUAGAGGACCUGAUUAUGCCUCUUAUGUCUCCUCCACGUGUUUAUGAUGCUGAACUGCUCCACAAGGCCAUCAAGGGAGCUGGUACUGAUGAUAAAGUUCUGAUCGAGAUCCUGGCCUCCAGAACACCUGAGCAGAUAAAGGAGAUCAUCAAGAUAUACAAGAAAGAGUAUGGAGGCAAGCUGGAGAAGGACAUCAUGGGAGAUACGUCUGGACACUACCAGAGAUUGCUGGUGAUGCUGUUACAGGGAGAGAGGGAGGAGGGAGUGGAUGAAAGCCGAGUGGAGAAAGACGCCAAGGAAUUGUUUGCUGCCGGUGCGAAGAAAGCUGGCACGGAUGAAGAAAAGUUCGUCCAAAUCUUGGGCAGAAGGAGCAUCGAGCACCUGAGGCAGGUCUUCGACGUGUAUAAAAAGAUCGCCGGCUGUGACAUCGAGGAGAGUAUUUGCGGGGAGUUCACUGGCACCCUUGAGACAUUGCUUCUUGCAGUGGUAAAAUGUGCGAAAAGUGUCCCGGGAUAUUUUGCUUACUCCUUACGUGACUGUAUGAGGCGUGCCGGCACUGACGACGAGACUCUGAUCAGGAUCAUGGUGUCCAGGAGUGAGGAGGACAUGCUGGACAUCAGAGCCCAGUACAAGAAGAUGUAUGGAGAAUCACUGUACCGUACCAUACAGGAAGACACCGAUGGCGAUUAUGGAAAGGCGCUGCUCUACCUCUGUGGUGGAGAUGAUUAAUUCUCACUUUUAUUUAUUAACGUAUGGUUUGCUUAUAUCCACUCAUUAUUUAUUUAUCAUCCCUGUAACCAUAGUUAAUCUAUUUUAUAUGUUUUAUAUUAGUAAUUAGUAAUAGUAUACGUACAUAUAUACAGAGAUCACAAUCAAAUAACAUCUACAUAUUAUUUGAAUAAUGAAUUGUGGUUUAAUGUGUUUAUGAUUCAGUAAUUUAGUGGUUUUAGUGGUUAGUGCAAUAGCGUAGAGCGUAGUUCAUGUGGCUUGAUUGAUAGAUAGAGAGAUAAAUAGAGUGUGAUCACAUAUUUACUGACUUGAUUUUGAAAUAAACCUUUUUCCCACUCAUUAAAUCUUCACUUCACUCAUAAAUAUGAUUUCGUCUUUCCCUAUCUGGUUACUAAUGCUUGUCAUUAGGGCUUCAUUUGUGUGUUCAGUUGCCAAGGCGCAGUCAAAAUUACCUUUAAAACAUUCAUUCAUGUGAAGCUAAUAAUUAAUUCAUUAAGCCCUAAAGAGCUUAGGGUGACAGUACUAAUGAAUAAAAAUAAUGGAUGAGUAGGACUUAUUAAGGCAAAGUCGUUGUCUGACUUAGUGACGUGAGGGAACAAGAUAAUAAUACAAAAAU